Candidula unifasciata is the source of this 1128-nucleotide messenger RNA. NCBI's taxonomy places the organism in Eukaryota, Metazoa, Mollusca, Gastropoda, Stylommatophora, Geomitridae. The record is from the annotation of a GenBank genome assembly.
AUGUCUGCAGUUGUUCCACACAAAAAGAAGAGCUUUCAUUUAGAUGAAGCAGAUCUUUUGUGCAAGAACGGAUGCGGUUUUUAUGGGAACAUCGCCUGGGAGGGCUUCUGUAGCAAGUGUUACAGGGAAGUUUACCAGCCAGCCAAACAGGCACAGAUCCAGCAUGAUGCUCUCAGGAAAUCUGGACAGUAUUCUCCCACAGCAAACAAUGCACCUGAGCUGGCAGAUGAACAGGCUGCUUUGUCCAAACUAGAAAAGCAGAAGGUACAGCCAGCUAGCAAGCAGAGCAGUGCCUUCAAAUUUCUCAAAAAAUCACCAACUAAAGAGAUCAAGCCGGUCAUUCAAGAACUGCGACGGGGCAGCACAGAAAGUCAGAAAAUUGGAGGGGAAUUUGCAGAAUUUCUGAAAUCCUUGAAGAAAAAAUCAGCAGCAGUGGAAAUUUCCAAAAUGGUGCGUGAAUUUGUAGAUCGAGUCCAGCAGAACCAGCACUUGAAUAUCGACGACUUGUCCGAGAUGGUCCAAGAGUUUUAUGGAACCCUUGAGGACCAGCUGAACGGUUACCCAGUCUUCAAAGACCUGUCAUCAGAGACUAUAGAUAAGGUGAUGGACUUUGCUGAAAGCUACAUUCUGACUCGCCUGUACCCGUACAUCUUCUGUUCCCCCACCACGCUCGAUGAGGAAAGAGAUCUCGCCCUACAAAACCGGAUCCGCAGCCUACACUGGGUCACAGCACUGCAGCUGGACACCGUCAUUAACGAUGAUGACCCGGCCAUUCGGCACGAGCUGGACAGUGCCAUUACAGAUAUCAUAGAGAUGGAUUCCAAGAGGAGCAGCCAGGACAAGCUACAGCACAUCGUCAGCUGCAGCAAGCACAUCUUUGAAGUCCUGCAACAGUCCAAGCAGGGCCCUGCCAGUGCCGACGAGUUCCUGCCAGCUCUCAUCUACAUAGUUCUCAAGGCCAACCCUCCCCUUCUGCACUCUAAUAUACAGUUCAUCACUCGCUUUGCUAACCCCAACCGGCUGAUGAGCGGCGAGGCAGGCUAUUACUUCACCAACCUGUGCUGUGCUGUGUCUUUCAUUGAAGGAACAAUUUUUAGAAUUCCGAAAAUAAAAAGUUUAAAAACUUGA